AUGUCGACGAGACAAACGACUCUGGCUUCCGUAGUCUUCGGACUGCUUGUAUUUUAUCCGAUUCUCGUCUCCUCGCAGGCCGUCCCACCGCCGGGACCUACCCAACCGGGCACGGCGCCGAACUGCAACAAAUGGCAUAUUGUCAUCUCUGGCUCUGGCGACAACUGUGAUAAUGUGGCGGCGAGAUACAAGAUCACCCUGGCGCAGUUCCUCAAGUGGAACCCGGCGGUCUCGAGCGACUGUCUGCAGUUCUUCUGGCCCGACUACGCCUACUGCGUAUCGGUCGACGCCAGCAUCACUGCCGUCCCGACCACUUCGGCAUCCGUCCGGACCACUUUUGCCACGCGGACAACCUCUGCCGUCUCGACUUCUGUGCUGCCGCCUGUCUCAACUCCUUCAUACACCUUCAACCACCCCGUGACGGACCUCAACAUCACGACGCCCACGGUCCCGACCGAGGAGUGGCCACCCAAGAACACACAGGCAGGUCAGCCCUCGUACUGCAACGACUGGCACCUCGUGAUGCCGGGCGAAUCAUGUCGGGCCAUCGUCCUGCAGCACGGCAGCUGGAUGGGCAUCGAGGACUUCUUCCUCUGGAACCCGGCCGUCGGGUCCGACUGCAUGGGCCUCAGCCUGUACAAGUACGUCUGCGUCGGGAUCCAGCCGCAGACGCAAAUCUCCAUCGACUUCCCCACGGUCACCAACAACGCCACCGUCCCGCCCAUGGUGAUCCCGACGGCCGUGGAGCUGCCGCCCGUCGACAACAACUUUGCGCCUUCGCCGGCCCAGGGGCCGCUACCCACCGACUGCGUAGAGUACUACUUGACCCAGCCGGGAGAGACGUGCCGCGACGUGGUGGCCAAGCACGACAGCAUCACGCAGGCGCAGUUCCUGGCGUGGCACCCCUUCCUGAACGGCAACUGCGACGGCUUGUGGCUGGGCUAUUACUACUGCAUACUGGUGGAGAACUUCAUCCCCGAGCCUCCCGUCGAGACGAGCGCGCCAUCGCCCGUCGAAGCCGGCAUCGUGUCUGACUGUCGGGCCUGGUUCAAAGCCACCGGCCCGACCUGGACCUGCGAGCAAUUUGUGCUCAUCUUCGGCCGCUUCUCGCUUUUCGACUUUAUCAAGUGGAACCCCGCCGUCGGUUCAUCGUGUGAGAACAGCAUCAAGGCCGACUAUUGGUACUGUGUCGCCGUGCCCGACACUCCUACGACGCGGACCGCGACGCUACCCGGAGUCACGAGUACGGCCACUGUCGUGCCGCCGACUUCCACCACGGCUUCCCCUCCCCCAGCGACGCCCACACCCACCCAGCCGGGCAUGAUAUCCGGCUGCCGCAAGUUCUACUUUGUUCAGUCCGGCGACGGGUGUUGGGUCAUUGCCAACUCGGCGGGCAUCGAGCUGACUGACUUUUACAAAUGGAACCCUGGGGUCGAGGAGUGCGGCAAGCUGUGGCCAGAGUACUAUGUCUGCGUUGGUAUAUAG
This is a messenger RNA of Pyricularia oryzae 70-15, 1485 nucleotides long. RefSeq names its product LysM domain-containing protein. The transcript has 2 exons. The record is from RefSeq and is a predicted model, not a curated record. Lineage: Eukaryota; Fungi; Ascomycota; Sordariomycetes; Magnaporthales; Pyriculariaceae. The coding region runs from base 1 to 1485 and encodes 494 amino acids.